Messenger RNA from Nylanderia fulva, 6511 nucleotides. It is a transcript of the gene Pcf11, whose product is annotated as Pcf11 cleavage and polyadenylation factor subunit. NCBI's taxonomy places the organism in Eukaryota, Metazoa, Arthropoda, Insecta, Hymenoptera, Formicidae. Gene Ontology annotation, molecular function: RNA polymerase II complex binding; mRNA binding. Gene Ontology annotation, cellular component: mRNA cleavage factor complex; cytoplasm. The record is from RefSeq and is a predicted model, not a curated record. Gene Ontology annotation, biological process: mRNA 3'-end processing; termination of RNA polymerase II transcription.
GUAGCCAUUUUACGCAUGGAGAUUUCGUUCGCGUAAGCAGUGUAGUAAUAGUGUACGCGCGUGAUUUUUCGACGACAGGUCGAAAUACGGUGCGUGUGUCCACGGGCCGUGCCUGCUGUUGCACAAUGCGCUGAGGAAGUUUGAAGCCUGCUCUUGGCUUGAUCAAGAUCUUACACUUGUUCAUUAGCAGCCUAUCAAGAUGGCAUCGACUAAGUCUAAAGAAGUUGCGGAUGAGUACAUCUCAUCGCUGUCCGAUCUUACAAUCAACAGUAAGCCGCUUAUCAAUAUGCUCACCAUGUUGGCCGAAGAUAAUAUUGAACAUGCAUCAGCAAUAGUACAAGCUGUCGAGACUCAUCUACAAAAGGUGAGAAGUGACAUCAAGUUACCAGUACUCUAUCUCAUCGACUCGAUUGUCAAGAAUGUAAAUGGAGACUAUCUGAAUCUCUUUACACAAAAUAUAGUAAAUACAUUCUGUGGGGUGUUUGAAAAGGUCGAUGAAAACACAAGAGCCAGCAUGUGGAAGUUACGGCAAACGUGGAACGAUGUAUUUCCACCGAAAAAAUUAUUUUCAUUAGACGUGCGAGUACAAAGUAUCGAUCCUGCAUGGCCGAUCACUGCCUCUUCUAGUAAUAUCUCUUCAGGAUCCAUACAUGUAAAUCCACGAUUUUUUUCGACAAUGCCUCAACAAACUGCAACAUCAAUUGUCCCACCUGUUAAAUUGUCAUCAGGAGAACCAGUAACAACAACGGAAGCAGUUAUGCGAGAACAGUUGCUAAAAAAACAACGAGAAUUGUUAGAAUUGCAGAAAAAGAAGAUUGAGCUAGAACUAUUGCAAGCUAAAGCGAGUUUAGAGCAACAGCAGAGGCAACUUGAUAAACAAGCUGGCAGCUUGAAGACAGAAGUGGUUAUACCCACUGCACAUGUCUCCCCAACUACAGAGGUAGCAACACAAGGAAAACCUGUGGCACCUGUAAUACCAAAUCAAACACCAAAACAAGUAGCAAAACAAUUUCCCGCAGCAGCUGCCCUUUUAAAGAAUGCAGGAGCAAACAGCGGUCCCCGAAUUGCACCAGCUAGUAGUAUAGCAGUAGCAUCAGCUAAGCCAGUCUCACGAGAUCCACGUUUGAAACCUACUCCUGCUGCUCAGGAUGUGGCAACAGUACUAACGGUAGAUCCACGACAACGAUCGGGUACGACCAGUCCGAAAGAAUCACGGAGCGAAGGUCAAACACAGCCAGUCGCAAAUACCAUUGUAACUUCAAACCAAUUAAAGCAGCAGUUACCUUCGAAACCGGCUGUAACUAGCACUGUCAACAAGCCUCCGGCGAAUCCCGCCGGUUCCGAUAAUCCGACGUUAUUAAACGUUAUUAAUAACAAUCAUGCUGAUACGAAUCUGAACAAUAGUAAUAAUAAAACUUUCAGUGGUAAUAUAAAUAAAGAUGCUGUCUCGCAUCGAACAAGUCAAAAGAAAGACCCUCGAUUGACUAGUAAUAGUAGUGGUAACCUAAACAGCUCCAAAAUCGGUCAAAGUUCGGUUUGCAAUAAUAGUUCGUCUUCUUCAACAUUGUCAGCGAGUAGUCGAGGAAGUGGAGGUGGUGACUCCAAGUCGAAAGAUUCGAAGAGCUCGAAUUCGUCACGCGGUUCUUCGUCUUCGACAGCCGACAAAUCUUCCACUUCCUCUAAAUCCUCGCAUAGAAAAGUAGGGAAUAAGUCGCGGUCUAAACAACCGCAAGUCUGUCCAAAUAAGAUUCCGAAAGUCGACAGAGAUUCUAGUCCGGUUAGGUCAAAAUCUCGUGAGAAAGACAGCGGAGACAGUUCACCGUCCUCACGUACUUCUCCACAAUCCUCCUUCCAAGCCUCUAAAAACCGCAAGAAGAACACGAAAUCCAGAAAACGUAGUCCAAGUCCCCCAUAUAGAAUUCCCAGGCGUAACGAUAAAUCGAAUUCAACUUUGAGCAGUUCUGGUGGUGUUACUGAGGAGGAGCAAUCGGGUUCGCUGAUAGUAUCUCCUCCUCACCCACCAGCAUUCAAAGAAAUCAGACCGAAUGCUAGACAAAGAAAUUAUGUAAGACGAAAUAAAGAUGACAGUCUUAGUCCGGAACGUUCUCCAGCCAGUGCUGGAAAUGCUCAAAUCGCUGCUGAGCCAACAUUGGAGUCCUCUAGCAAAGAUGAAGAUCUCAGAGCAUCGCUAUCUCUACCUGGCACUACUGUUUCCAUACCCGAAAAGAGUGACUACAAUGUUUGCCUCAUCUCUGGUAGCAAUUGCAAGACUAUAGCAGAAGAGGAUUUAGAUCUACGAGUAUUACCAUCUGUUAACACUAGUAAGAGACGCAGCGAGGAUGUAGAAUCAUCUCCGAUUAAGAAAACUAAGGCUGAGAAAUUUGAUGCAUUAUUUGGUAACGAAGACGUAGAUCUGCGUACUCUGACCCAUCCUAAAGCUGGUCGCCCUCCAACGCCUCCACCGCCCGUAAUUUCCGGGGAAGACGGGAAAGAUAGCUGGGCGAAAUUGAAAACGCCGCCAAAGAAUGAGAGAGAUAAGCAAGUUAACAAUGCCGAUGAUAAACGUGAAAGGGAUCGUAACAGAGACAGACUGGGUCGUCUCAGGCUUUAUAAUAAACUUCCGGAUGAUCCUAAAGAGAGAAGAAGGACGUUAUCGAACGAAGAACAAGAUACUCGACCAGGACGUAGAAGCCGGGAAAAUGAUAAGCCUGAAAGAAACGACGAUAGAAACAUUGAAAUCAUAAUGAAGCAAGCCGCCGAACAAUUAAACCAAGGAUUGAUUACUAAAACGCAGUAUAACACUUUGAUACAGGAGGUAUUGCACAUGAGCGAAGAUCGAAAAUUGCGUGCCGCGCAGCGUAAGGAGAAAGAAGGUGGUACCGUAAUCUGGGAGAAAGGCAUUAACAUGGAUAUCGGUGCCGGAGAUCGCGCCGCAACAUUCAGUCCGUCCAACGACAAGGAGGUGAUACGGAAUAAGGAGCACCCGAUACCGCGAAAUCCUAAUGGUCCGAGGUGGCAGAAUCAGCCGUGGCAGCAACCGUGGGCACAUCCACCUGGACCGCCAUACGGGCCACAGGGACACUUCAAUUCGGACAUGAGACCGAUUGGACCUUGGCAGAAUCCGCGACACUUCGGACCGAUGAGACCAGACUAUCAGUAUCAUGGCGGCUUCAAUCACAGCAUGGGACCUAAUCCGCGAUUAGGGCCGGGUAUAAUGGGUGGUCCGAUAGGUCCCAACGGUCCGAUCAUGUCAAAUCUUUUGUCAAACGGCCCAAUGGGUCCAAUGGGACCCAUACCAAACUCUCCUAUGGCGAUGGGAUGUCACCCCAUGAUGAUGAAUAACGGACCGAUGACAAAUCUCAUGAAUCCGAAUAUGCCGCCCUUAGCAUCCGGUAGAAAUUUAUCGCCAAACGCAUCCGCCAAAUACGAUAUCGAUGAUAGCGAUCAAAGUUAUGGCGGCACGACAGUGAAGAACCCCGGACCGCACAAUCGCGAAUUGCCGCCGCCAGAUUCGAAAUUGUUGGCCGAGAUAUCGAGAGAUACCAUGAAGUCCAUAAAUAUUGACAAUGUACCGCGAGAAAUUCGAUAUUACGGGCAAACAGGUGUGGUGUUCAUGAAUUGGGACGAUCCGCGCGAGAUCGGCUUCCAGGAUGGCAUAAGAAGAAUAUUGAUCGACGAUAAAGACACUAUAACUUGCGCAUUUAAUGAUCAGUACAAAGAAUUUAUGUACGAGGGAGAAAUUCAUAGAAUCAAACUAGGUGCACCUACUCGUGAACUGUACGUUGAUGAUCGCUGGUACGAGUGUUACUUCGGCGGUAUGCCGAUUACGAUCGAACUCGGCGGUAAAACAGUUGGUAUAAAACUGGAGGGUCCACCUCCACAAGUCAAGAUUGGUACUGUGAAGAGAACAGAUCUCGUUGUAGCGAAAAUUAAUCUUAUCAUUAAUGCGCGAAAUAUGGUGCCAGUAUUUUUAGACGCGAAACCGCAGAUAUUUGAAAUUGAAGGAAAGCCUCAUACCCUGGAAUUUACAGACGCGUUGCAAACGGUUCUUCUAAACGGACGACCGUUCAAAGUCGAAUUCGGGGGAUUACCUAAACCUAUUAUUGUCAGAGAUAAGAAGCAUUUCAUCAGAUUUUCAGUGUUGCCAAGAGGCGUGCGUGCUGGACAUGUUAAAAUUACUGGAAUGAGAGGUGAGACUCCUGCCGAGUCAUCAUCGCCAACGAUGACUCAAAAACCGAAAGUGGACGCUGCACCUGCACCAAGUCAACUGCCGGCUGUAGAACAGGAAUCUACGUCACAAGAUGAUUCAGAUUUCACUUCGACUUCGAAGCCAGAUUUGCAACUAGAUAUAUUGUCGUCAGUUCUACCAUCGGCGAUGGCGCCGUCGUCCGGCUUGUCUUACGAAGCCGAACCCGUGGAAAAUCCGCCAGCACCAGCACCAGCAUUGCCACUCAACAUGAACGAAUUAUUCCAAAGACUGGUCGAAACUGGCAUUGUUCCCAGUCUCCUGGAACAAAAGAAACAGGAGGAAGAAGAAAAGAAAGAACCCGAGAACCCCGGUUCCUUUGAUAAACCAGAGACUCUUAAAAUCAAACAGCCAGCUAUUGCCGCAGCGUUGUACAGCGGUAUGCAAUGCAGUUCUUGUGGUGCAAGAUUUGCACCUGAAUUGGCUACUCGAUAUAGCCACCAUUUAGAUUGGCAUUUCAGACAAAACAGACGCGAACGAGACUCUGCAAGAAAAGCGCAUUCUCGGCCAUGGUAUUAUGAUAUCAGUGAUUGGAUACAGUUUGAAGAGAUUGAAGAUUUAGAAGACAGAGCACAAAGUUGGUUUGAGACUGAAAAGCAGACGGCAGAAACGGAAGGUGUUGCCACCGAUGACACUCCUCAGGAAACAUUGCAGCCCAGCGUACCGACUGGUAGCGACGAAGAUUCGCGAUGCCAGGUAUGCCACGACGCAUUCGAACAGUUUUAUAAUGAGGAAAAGGAGGAGUGGCAUUUAAGACCUGCAGUUAAUUAUGAAAAAAGGAAUUACCAUCCACUCUGUUUGGAAGAUUACAAGGAAAAGAAUCUAGCGAGAGCAUUAGAAAAAACUGCUUUGGCACUUGAGGAAGCAGCUUCGGAAAUCGAGGAAAAUAAAAUAGAAUGUUCAGAAGAAAUGCCUGGAGAUGAACUUAAAGAGGAGAAAUCCAAUUUAGAAAUAUCGAAUAAAGAAAUUGAACCUACAGAAAAUUCAGAACAAAUAGAAGAGAGUCCCUUAGAGACUGCUACAUCGGAUACUACAGAAAAACCCGCUAAUAUAGAAAAUUCUGAAGUUGUACAAGAUGAAAUAGAAGAGAAAGAAAGUACCAUCGAAGGUACUACUGAAGAAAAUACAGUUAUGGCAGAUGUUGAAGAAAACGUACCAACAAUGAAUGAAGAAGAAACAUCUCCGGGCGAAGGUGUAAUCAUACCGUUCGAAAAUAUUAAGAUUAAAGAGGAGCCAUUGGACCCUGAGAUUGAUGACCAAGACAAUAGCGAAAUGUUUGCUUUCCUAGAGCAUCCUAUUAAAAUUAAAGAGGAGCCUAUGGAUCCUGAACCAGAACCCGAACCAGAUCCCGAACAAAUUGUAAACGAAUCGGGGACUGUAGAUACGACAUACGCUGCAGUGAAAAGUUCCAUUGAUGGAAAUGUAGAAUUAGACUCGACACCGGCACUUGUUCCAGCAGCUCCAUCGCGGAUUAAGAUUAACAUCACUAAACCACUAAACAGUAAUAAAGAUGCGGAAGAGAAUAAAGAAAAAGAAAAGACGGUCGAGACGCCAGUAGAGGAAAACGCAGAACAACCAUUAGUAGCAGCUUCUAUUAAACCCAGUUUACAGGGUAGAAAGCUAUCGAAUUUACCUCCCGUGGAGAAAGGGCAGGAGUUGUCGGGACUCUGCUCCAUUAUGUAAAUAGUACCUGUACAAAAUCUCCAAAAAGAUGAAUAGUAGAGCAUUCCCACGCGAGUGAGUGUAUUUUUAAGUGAAAUCGUUUUGUGAUGGGGAAAAAUUACAAAUUUGAUAAUUUAUGCUCACACGAAAACUCCAAGUAUACUAUUUGUACUUGUGUAAAAGUUUGAUGAUGAUUUGCACUCAUUCUAAACAUUUCAAGUACUAUUUGUACUUCUAUGGAACACGAUAAACCCUUAGAAAUGAAUACGCCCAACAUGUUCGUUGUACGAAAUAACGAUGUUGCCCGAUUCAUUUUAAGAUGUACAAAUAAUGUGAUAUAUAUAUAUGGGUUUACUUGUAAAAUAUACACAUCAAUCAUCAACGGAAAAACAAUGACGACGAUACUGGAUAAAGAAAAUGACUACUAUCGCUAUUAGAGAGCAUUAUUUUGUUGUAUAAAAGACUUAUUUACUACAGGUUUGACUUCCUUUUUAAUUAACCUUUCUACAAUUUUCCUUUAUACUUAUAAUUUCAAAACUAUAUUUAGGGCCUGAAUUUGAAUUCGUAAAUAAGAACAUAAUAAAGGCAUUAAUAAAAAGUUAA